Messenger RNA from Thlaspi arvense, 1551 nucleotides. Lineage: Eukaryota; Viridiplantae; Streptophyta; Magnoliopsida; Brassicales; Brassicaceae. The record is from the annotation of a GenBank genome assembly.
AUGCCGUGCAAGAGAUGCAGCGGCAGCAACUUUCUACGCGACGAAAACACAGGGAAUUCGUUUUGCGCCGACUGUGGGACAUUACAAGAGUACGACAACUACGAGGCACAGCUCGGCGGCAUAAAAGGACCUGAGGGUACAUAUAUCCGAGUAGGCACAAGCGGCGUGGGCUCUGUUCUUGCUUACAGAGAGAAGAAGAUCUUUGAAGCGAACAAUUCGAUUGAGGAAAUCACAGAGAGGUUGAAUCUCGGUACUAAAACUGACGAGAUCAAGAGGAUGAUCAGUAAAAUCACAGAUGGGGAGUUUGGGGAAGGUGAGUGGUUCUCGAUUCUGAUUGGUGCGUGUUGUUACGCUGUGAUAAGAAAAGAAGGGAAAGGUGUUUUGCCUAUGGAGGAGAUCGCUGUUGCUGUUGGGUGUGAUUUGCAUCAGCUGGGGAGUAUGAUUAAGCGUGUUGUGGAGCAUUUGGAGUUGAAACUGCAGGAGUUUGAUCUUGUUGGUUUGUUCACCAAGACGGCGACUAAUUCGUCGAGAUUGAUGGAUGUUGAUAGGGGGAAGAAGGAGAGAGUGAUAAAGCAAGGUGUUUUCUUGAUGAAUUGCUCGUUGAAGUGGUUUCUGUCUACGGGGAGGAGACCGUUGCCUUUGGUUGUGGCUGUUUUGGCGUUUGUCUGUCAAGUGAAUGGUGUCAGUGUAAAGGUUGAUGCUUUGGCCAAAGAUGCUCACGUUUCGUUGACUACUUGUAAAAAGCGGUAUAAAGAGUUAUCAGAGAAGCUUGUGAAUAGUGCGCAAGAGUUGCGUUUGCCUUGGGCGAAAGAUAUUACCGUGAAGAAUGUUGUGAAAUAUUCAGGGACUUUGAUUGGUCUGAUGGAAGCCAAGUCCAUGAGAAAGAGAAUCCAAGGGGAGGGGAAUGAAUUGGUUACAAGUGAUGCGUUUUGUUUAGAGGAUAUAGUGAGGGAUUGCUUAAGCAAAGAUGUGUAUUGUUAUGAUGAUAAUGAUGGUGGUCAAGAUCAUUUGUCUCGGUAUUUUGAUGCAGGAGGUGAAAGCCAGCUUAGUCUAUGCAACGGCAAUGAUAAGAUAUCGGAGAAACAGUUAACUACUACAGUGAAUGGAGAAUUCGAAGAUGGAAGAGUUGAAAGAAGUGAGGGAGACAAUAACAUUAGGAGAUCGUUUUUUCAGAUGGUUUCGAGUGAAGAUUGGUGGAAGGGGAAAUCGAAGUUGUGUCAAAGGCUUUCGCUGAAGGAAGUGUUGGAGAAAGAUGUAGGGCUUGAUGCUUUGCCUCCUUCUUACAUUAAAGGUUGCGCUGCAGUCGAAAGGCGAAGAGCGAAGAUUAAGGCGGCAAAGUUACGGAUUAAUGCGAUACAACAUCCUUCUGACAUUGUUGGUGGAAGUGAGUUGUCUUUGGAGGUUGAACAUAGCAAGAAGAAAAGGAAGAUAGGAUCUGAAAUUGAUUGGGAGGAUUUGGUUAUACAGACUCUGGUCCUACAUGAUGUGAACGACCAAGAAAUCGAGAAGGGUCAUUACAGAACUUUGCUAGAGUUGCAUGUUUUCAACUGA